AAUCACUCAUGGUUUACCAUAUCCCAAUAAUCUGGAGACAGCUCAAUUGCUCGAGGAUACUGUACGAAGCGAAGGUAGUGUGCCGGCUACCAUAGCUCUUCUCGACGGAAAGGUUCAUAUUGGUCUCUCAAGUGAUCAACUAGCCAAAGUCGCAGAGUCUAAGGAGGCGGUGAAGGUGUCACGUAGGGACAUAGCCUAUGCUCUCAAUAAGAAACUGAUUGGAGGAACUACGGUAGCUGCCACCAUGUAUUUGGCAAAUAUGGCCGGAAUUCGAAUAUUUGCAACUGGUGGUAUCGGCGGUGUCCACAGAGGAGUCGACCAAACACUGGACAUCUCAGCGGACCUGAUCGAGCUGAUGCGUACACCUGUGACUGUGGUCUGUGCAGGAGUGAAGAGCAUCCUGGACAUUCCGAAAACUGAAACGCAUUCGGUCAAUUGCAUAGUUUUUGGCAAACGCAACGUCUUUCCUGGCUUUUUCACACAAGAAUCGCAAGCCAAGGGGCAAUACUGCACUGAAGAUCUCAGUGACGUCGUCAGAAGCAUAGAGAUAUCCGACGCCUUGAGACUGGAAGCAGGUACCGUUCUCGCGUGUCCUAUUCCGGAAGCGCUCCAAGGCGAUGGGAGAAGUAUCGAAAACGCUAUUCAGGAGGCACUGAAUGAAGCCAAGUCUAAGAACAUCGUUUCUAAAGAAGUUACACCAUUUUUGCUGUCACGAGUAAAUCAGCUGACCGAUGGUCAAUCAAUGAAAAUAAAUAUCGGCCUACUGGAGAAUAAUGCCCGAAUCGGUGGUCGAUUAGCAAGACUUCUGUCCGAAUCAAAAACAUCUCGUAUCACAACAGUGAGGAAAUCGAAGGACAAACAGUCGACGACGGAGAAACGGCCAAAAAUAGUCGUCAUCGGAGCAACUAUCAUUGAUGUAGAGUCGAUAAGCAACGAGGACGUGCAGGUACGCUUUUUUGCUGCCUAA
Molecule: messenger RNA, 967 nt
Organism: Cooperia oncophora
Lineage: Eukaryota; Metazoa; Nematoda; Chromadorea; Rhabditida; Trichostrongylidae
Source: the annotation of a GenBank genome assembly